Molecule: messenger RNA, 2028 nt
Organism: Anopheles marshallii
Lineage: Eukaryota; Metazoa; Arthropoda; Insecta; Diptera; Culicidae
Gene: PIG-Z
Product: GPI mannosyltransferase 4
Exons: 3
Coding region: 1-2028 (675 amino acids)
Biological process (GO): GPI anchor biosynthetic process
Cellular component (GO): endoplasmic reticulum membrane
Molecular function (GO): alpha-1,2-mannosyltransferase activity
Source: RefSeq, a predicted model, not a curated record
AUGCAAUUUCAAACGAUCAAGCCAAAGGAUCCAUCGUUAGUGUCUUAUUUUAUUCUAUCGUUUCUGAGAAUUGUGCUAGUGUUCGUACCGCAGCUUGGUUACAUUCAUCCGGACGAAUUUUUUCAAUCGGUGGAAGUCGCCGCAGGAGAUGAAUAUGGAUUGGAGGUGACACGCACGUGGGAAUUUAACACCACCUACCCCAUACGCUCGAUGGCCAUUACAUACUUCGGACUGAAAAUUCCCUUUUCAUUGCUACGUUUUGCGUCAAUGUACACAACCUAUUACCUCGGCAUUAAUUUGCGCGGUAGCUACGUGACGCUGGUAUUUCCACGCUUGCUCAUGGUGGCGCUAUCGUUCGUGAACGACUGGAGCCUGUACCGGAUUUGUCGUUCGUACGGUUUACAGUACCAGUUCCGGUUGCUUACACUAGCCAGCUCGUACGUGAUGCUCGUGUACGCGACACACACCUUUUCGAACUCGAUCGAAAUGGCACUGUGUUCGCUGCUGCUGUACAUCGUGAGCGAUUGUAUGAUCCACUCCAACACGGUCAUCUACCAGCGAGAGUUUCUCGAGGAAAAGUACCGCAAAGCACAGCGAACGGUCGAAAAGGUGCGCUUCUACAAGCUAAAAAUGUCACUCCCAUCCCAUUCGCUUAACAAGUGCGUCCUGAUGGCGACCCUGUGCGUUACGGGCGUGUUUAACCGGCCUACCUUCAUACUGUUCGGUAUGCCACUCGUAUUCCACUGGAUGCUGCGCGGAAUGGGCACGAAAACGGUCUCGUUCACGGAUUUCAAUCUGCGCAUUAUGAUCUUCGUGCUGUCCGCCAUCCCAUCGCUGAUAGUGUUCAUCGUCAUCGAUUCGAUCUAUUACGGAUAUUUGACGAUGGCCGAAAUUGAGCUGCAAGACAUUGGCAUUAACAACUUUGUCGUCACGCCGGUGAACUUUAUCCGUUACAAUAUCAUUUCGGAAAAUACCGCCCAACAUGGAGCACAUCCGUUCUACACGCACGUCCUUGUGAACGUUCCGCUGCUGUACAACGUCCUCGGGUUGCUUGCCAUAUUUUCACUCCUUUUCAUGAUUUAUCGCUUUUCCACCAACGACUACACCAGCCUGCCACGUGCGCAAUCCUUCGUUGGGUUAAUGUUAUCGGCAAUAUUUUUCCCCAUCAUAAGCCUCUCGCUGAUAAACCAUCAGGAGGCACGCUUUUUGAUUCCGAUUACCGUGCCAUUGGUGCUGCUGCACGCACCCAAACUUCAGGUCGGACUAUCUAGGAACUAUCCGUUCAAGACGCCGACUCGGGUAAAGGACUUCCUGUACCACAAUCUACUCUGUCCGGCCGUGAGCCCGAAGUAUCUGCUAAAAAUAUGGUACACCGCCAACGUGAUUCUUACGCUGUUUUAUGGCUUCCUGCAUCAGGGCGGUGUGUAUCAGCUGGCGGAAUAUUUUAGCCGGCAAGUCGAUGUACGCUCCUCGAACGUGCACAUCCAUCUCGUCACUAGCCACAUCUACAGUGUGCCCCAGUGCUUUGUGGGACUUCCGAGCACCGAAACGUUGCUCAUAAAUCCCGACAAUGGCCAGAAGUAUCGUCGUACGAAACAAUUUUUCCUGUACGAGUAUGGUUCGCUCGAUUUGGAGCACCUGUAUCGUAAGCUGAAGCUGCUGAUCGAUGUCUGCGAGAUGCGUUCGAUCAGUGCCGACCAACGGUACCGACUGUAUCUUGCCAUUCCGUCCAGCCUGUCCGAGGGUUUGAACGACAUCUUCCAGAACCGAACGGCAGCACUCAUCAAACACAGCCAGGUGCGCGUGUUCUAUCCGCACCUCUCAAUCGAAGCAAUGCCGAAAAUGUUCGGCCAGCAUCCGUGCGGCAUCAAUACGGACGUGGACGAACUGGACGAUACCUGCCCGAUUUACGCACUGGACGAUGAGCAGAAUCCGUUCAGUGUCGGCCGGCUGUUGAAGCAAUUUUCCUCGGUAGCGCACCAGUUCGGACUGAUCCUGUAUCGGAUCGAGGUGCGGCGCAUCAAAUAA